Molecule: messenger RNA, 9246 nt
Organism: Drosophila bipectinata
Lineage: Eukaryota; Metazoa; Arthropoda; Insecta; Diptera; Drosophilidae
Product: microtubule-associated protein futsch
Biological process (GO): negative regulation of DNA-templated transcription
Cellular component (GO): RSF complex; chromatin
Molecular function (GO): histone binding
Source: RefSeq, a predicted model, not a curated record
CAGCCACACUGAUAGUCACAAUAGAAAAUAAAGCCUUUUCAUUUGUUUUAAAUAGUGGUUUUUAUUUGCAAAAAGGCCAGCCCUGCCCUUACAAAUAUGCCUAUUCGAGAGCCGAAAGUGUUGUCCGUCUAGACAGCUUGAGGUUCGAACUAAUGAUGAGUGUUAACAGUGCGAAUUGUGCGGAUUUACCAGAGUAGUAUACAAUUUUUUCGUGAGCUACGAAAAAUUUUCCCCGUUCUUGGGACGCAUGAAAAAUGGCGGCUUCAGAAGGGCCAACAAAUCCAAUUCAAACCGAGGCGAUCUCGGAGGAGUGCAAGGAUGACGAUGCCAUGACCUCCACGCACCAUACGUGCGCCAACGAUCCCGACUUUGCUGUGAUUUGUGCGUUUUUGCAAAAAUUCGCCAAGGACUUGGGCCUAAACUUGCCGAAUUUCAAACAUUUGCAGGACUGGUUGACCAACAACGAUGAAGUUACCGAACUAAAGGACUUGCACAUAAAACUGCUAAGAAAAACCCGAAAGACGGUUCAUGAGAAGAGCUGGGAAUCGGCCCUUAGCAAAUUUUGCUUUGGUUAUUCUGUACAGGAUGCCUGGGAGGUAGAACGCUUCGGAUACAAAAACUCCAGCCUCCGGGUCAAGCUGCGAAUACUCCGGGAACUUUUGGAGAGCCAGUUCGAGCGCAAUGCCAAAUUCCGUGCCCACAUCCUUACCUUAAAUGCGAAUACCCUGCGAUCGGAGCCCAUUGGGAGAGAUCGGUUGGGGCAUACCUACUGGCUGACGCAGGACGCAGACUGCAACCUGCGCAUCUACCAGGAGCACCUCGACGAAGAGAUCUGGCAGGUGGUGGCCACAAACCGGGAGGAGUUUGUCAAUCUCAUCGCUAGGCUACGCGGCAACGAGGUUGUGCUGCCGUCCAAGGACAUCGGAGAGGCCGACGAGGACACCAGCAGUAGCAAUAGUUGCCCGGAUAAGCCGCCACCCCCCGAGGAAAAGGAGGAGGAGGAGGAUGAUGAGAACGACAAAGAGCCCGAGGAACCGCCUGUAAAGGCGAUACCCAACCUGAAAAUCAAGCUUCGAUCCCCAGAGCAAGAGGAGCAAAAGACCAAGAAGGUCAAGCCCCUGCUCAUCAGCCAGGCCAAACUAAGCGGCACUGCCUCGCCCGCUCAAGUCAAAAAACGUUCUGUCGAAGAGGUGGAUAGCAGUCCCACCGCUUCUCAGGAGCAGCACCAGCUGAAGAAGUACCGCCCGACUCUUCUAGACGCAAAGCGCAUAAACAAACCAAGUCGCUAUGAGAGCUCCAAAAUAGAAAACGAAGGAGAGUCUGGAGAGGAGGAGGAGGACGAUGAUUCCGAACUGGAUGAGGCCGAGGAGGAGGAAGAAGAGGACAUCGACAGCGCUGCGGCUGACAUCGAAGAGGACGACGAUGACGACGAAGAAAUAGGCGAGGCCAUUGAAGAACCAACUAUGGUGGUUAAAGGCCAAGGAUCAGGACGCGAUUGUGACGCAGUUCCCACAAACCAAAUCUGCGAAUUGCCAUUUCAGUUCGAAUGCGAGGAACUCCUAUUCAGUGAAGUAGUGGAGGACCCCGUGAUGCAUGUUAUUGGUCAAGGAAGUGGCCACGACUGCCUGGUGGGAAACGGGAAAAACGAUGCUGCCGAAGGGGAGACGACGACUGAGCAAUCGGAGCCCAAGGCGACAUUCUUCUUCGGCGAACCAGGCUGCCUGAAGCUGAGUCCAAUAAAGCAAACCUCAAAGCCAGAAACGAAGCGCAGCAUCUUCGACAGCCUGAGUGAGGAGAAAACCAAUGGAGAAAGUGAGAAGCCCAAAGAGGAAUCUUUGCCAGCCAAUGACACUCGACCCACGACGAUUUCUAAAGAGUCUCUGCCAACACCAGCUCCUUCCCACAAAUCGAGUGAAGCGCCUGAAAAAGAAACUAAUUCAAAAGAAAUACUAAAAGAAGAGGAAGUUCCUGCGGCAAAUGAAGUCCCUCGGGAUUACAAAAUCAAAGUAAUUGAAACUAGCUCUGCUUCAACCAAACCUGAAGUCAAAGAAGCUGCUCCAGAAACCACGGCUCCAUCGAAAAGUGCUGCAGACGCUGAACACAAGGCUGAAGAAAGAGACGUUCUACCUCGACCGGAUGAAAGCCUUAGAGAUGCAGACUCAAAACACACAGAAGAGGCUCCAAUUAAAAACAGUCUGGCUUUAAAGACAGAUCAUGAACUCCCACCAGACCAAAAGCGGACGAGAACUGACGUGGAGAGCGAACGAAGUAGCUCUAAUGAUGAUGGGAGUGUCAAUAACUUGCCCGCACCUACCCGAGAACCUAGCCAAACUAAGAGCAAUACAUCCUUGGAGGAAACCAUCCCAACGCCACCAGAAAUUCAAGAAGACGCAAAAGUGGUUCCUGACGAAUCUGUUACCCAAAAAGGACCCACUCCAGAGCAGACUAAUCAGAUAUUAGAGGGAAAUACUGGCGACAAGACAAUAAAAAAGAGCAAUGCCUCUCCAGAUAUUGAAAAGAUAUCGGACCAAGUACAAAACGAAUUGCCCAAUACUGUCAAGAGUCUAGUUUCCAAAGAAAACGGGAGUGGAGAUGUGGAAGGGAGUGACGCAAAGCCCAAGCCCAAUGAUGAUUCAGUACCUAAGCCUCCUUCGCCUGCGGCAGCUAGCAAAGAUUGCCUUCAAUCAAGAAAUCGCAAGCGACGUCUCAACGAAUGCGACCGCAAUCUCAGAAACUCUACCUCGGAAAGCGAAGUUCUGGAGGAUGAGCACAAGCAGGCCCAGGAGGAAGAAGCUAAUCAAGACGAUCUGGACGUGGGCGGCAAACGCAUUAAGAUGCGCCCGAAAAUCACAAACGUGGAGUCCAGACGUAAGGUGGAGGCCCAGAAGACCCAAAUCGAGGAGACGACAUCAUCAAGCGGUGAGGAGGAUCCCCGGAGUCGGCAUAAGAUUGCUGCUCCCAAGAGAAACUUGGAGAAGUCUCCUCCCACCAAGCAAAAACCCACGCUGGCGGAGAUUAUCGAAAAGAAGCUUAAGAAGACGCCGGAAAAGGAACCCUCUGAAGUCAGUUCCAUAAGAGGUGGAGCGGAGACAACACCUCUUAAGGAAGCUACACCUCCGCCCACAUCCUUCAGUCCCCCAAAGAAGUCCCCAGUGACGAAGCCUCUAAAGAAAAAUCUCCUCACGCAACUGCGGCAGGAAGAGAGCGAUGAAGAGCCUGUGCCUCGAAAGCGAACCAAUAGCGAAACCACUGUGCCUUUGAUCCCAACUCCGAGUACCUCACUCGGCAAGUCAGAGGAAUGUUACCGCAAACGUCGGAGCAGCGACGAAGCCAAGGACUCCGCCUCGAAAGAAUCCUCUCCCAGCGAUGUGACUGCCUCCGUUGCCAAUGAAAAGCUUAAACGAAACGAAGAGAAGAGCGUCGACAAAGCCGAGGAUCCUCAAGAGCUGGCGUCCAAAGAGUCUUCCCCUCCUGCCAAGGAAACAUCCGUGCCUCCUGAAGGAUCAGCUCGUCGCUCUGGCCGGCGCGGAGGAGCCGCCGUUGUCUAUUCUGAACUUCCCCAACCGAAAAGGACAAGGGGUGGCUCGAAAGAGAAGCCUCCGCCUGAGGAUAAAGCUAAGGAGGAGUCCGAGGAGGAAGAUCAUCCAGAGAAGUCUCCACCCAAAACAAUGUUGAAGUCCAAAUCAGAGAUUAAACGGAAAUCUUCGGGUGAGGAACCUGCGAAGAAGUCACCCGUUAAAGAGGAGGCAAUCAAGGAGGAAGACGACAAAGAAGAUCCAAUCAAAGAAGAAGACGUCAAGGAAGAUUCAAUCAAGGAGGAACCAAUUAAGGAAGAAACAUCCAAGGAAGAACCAAUCAAAGAGGAUGCCAAGGAAGAGCCGAAACCAAAAGUUGGACGAGGUCGUGGUCCCCGAAAGAAGCGUGAGGUGGACACCACUAAUAUCAUUGAGGCCAACGAUUCCGAGACUCCAGUGCGCCAGUCCCGCCGCAUAGCCCAGCAGAAGAUCAAAGAGGAAGCAGAACGGCGCAAGCUGGAGGAGGUUGCCCUGCGCUCCAUGAAGCAGGAGCUCAAGAAAAAGAAGAAGGCCGAAAAAGAGGCAGAUCCCACAGUGCUAGAGCCGUCGGGCGAAGAGUCUGAGUCCGAGGCCAGUGAAGCCGAAGAGGAGGCUCGCAGCAAAAAGAAGAAGAAGUGCCCCGGAAAGGAUGGCUGGUCAUCCGACUCGGAGGAGCAGCCGGAGAGCGAAGAGGAAGAGGAGGAGCCCCCCCACUACGAGACUGAUCCAGGCUCGCCGCUCUUUCGCUCGGAUCACGAGUUCUCACCGGAGUCUGAGCUGGAGGACGAGUCCCAGGUGGUACCUAUGAAGCGAGCGCGAACUGUGCGCAAGGAGAACGCGGAUGACCAGAGCGAUGAUGCAGAGGAGGCGUGCCAGAAGUGCGGCAAGUCCGACCACCCCGAAUGGAUUCUUCUGUGCGACACCCCGGCCUGCAACAAGGGCUACCACUGUUCCUGCCUUUCUCCGGUUCUCUUCUACAUACCUGAGGGCGACUGGCACUGCCCGCCCUGCCAGCAGGAGCAACUCAUUGCCGCCCUGGAGCGUCAGCUGCAGCAAUUCGACUCCAUGGUGGCGCAGAAGGAACAGGAGCGGCUGCUGGCCGAGGAGCAGGCCGAACGCGAGCGGCAGGCGCAAGAGGCGUCCACCAAGGCGGCUGAGGACGACGAUUCGAGGGAGGAGGAUGAGGACAACGAAGAUGAGGAGGAGGUGAAGAAGGCCAGCAAGGCGGACAAGGUGAAAAGGCGAAGGGGCGAUGGCCGCAGCAAUCGGCGAGCGGCUAAGCGGGGCACCCGGCGAAGGCGCGGCAACGAUUCCGAUUCGAGUAAUGGAAAAUAUGAGAGCAGUGGUUCCGGCUCCAGGUCCGGCACAGGAAAGCGCUCCGGCUCUAGCAGCGGCAGCAGCAGCAGCUAUUCGGACUCGGACGACGAGCCCAUCUACAAGCUGCGCAAACGGCGGCAGAUCAACGUGAGCUAUCGACUGAAUGAGUACGACGACCUCAUCAACUCGGCGCUCAAGAAGGAAAUGGACGAGGUGGCGGGAGCUGGAAACUUGGGCCGCGGCAAGGACAUCUCCACCAUCAUUGAGGCCGACAAGGAGAAGGCACGGAAGGAAGAGACCUCUUCGGACGAAAAGAAGCCGGAGAAAGAGGGCGACGAGUCCGACAAGCCAAAGGAAAAGGCCAGUGACGACGGCGCCAGCAGCUCCGAAGAUGAGAUUCUCGUCCAGCGCAACAAGGUCAAGCAGCCGCCGGCCAAGAAGAAGUCCCGGAAACUGACGACAUUGGAUGUGAGCAGCGAGGAGGACAAUGGCAGCGACGAGGACUUCAAGACCUCCAGCUACUCGGACGAGGACACCUCGCAGUCUGGAUCCGGGGACUCUGACUCCAGCUUGGAGGUGUACAGGCGUCCAGGACGGGGAAAGAAGCAGAGGAAGGCGGCUAGAAGAGCGGCACGGGAGAGGCGGAAGGACCGAAAGUUCGUCGUGGAAGGAAGCGACGAGAGCGAAGAGGAGGAGCCACAGCGGAGCACCAAGUCAAAGAAAAAGAAGAAGGAGGACUCCGACUAUACGGAGACAGAAACGGAGGACGACGAGAACGGGUCGGACCUCUCCGAGAACGUGGACAGUGCCGACUUGUGCGACGACACCACCUCUGAUAGCGAUGACGGUGCUUGGCGUCCAUCCUCCAAGCGCAAGAAGGCGUCGGGCGCCAAGAAGUCCAACGCAGGUGGCAUUGCCCGAAAGUCGCCCAAGUUGAAGAAACCCUUUGCCCAGACUGCCAAGAAGGCCAAGCGCUUGGAGUACUCGGACGACGAUAUUAGCGAAAGUGAGCCGGAAGACGAUGACGACGAUGGUGAGGAGGACGCUCCGUUGUCGGGAAAGGGCUCUGGCAAGCAGCCGCGUUCUCAGCCUCUGAAACCGACUGGAGCUGCCGCACCGUCGGGCAAGGGUAAGAGCAAACCGAAGCCCAAGAAGAAGAAGCCGCCUUCGUCCAACGAUGAGGAGGAAGGUGCCGCCUCUGAUGAUCGAACUCGCACCCGGGGAAGACGAUACGCUUAUAUUGAGGAGGACGACGACAGCUCCGAUGGAGGAAUUAAGCCGGGCGUCCACAGGCCGGAUACUCCGCCGGAGGAGCGACAGAAAUUCAUCCAGCGGCAGGAGGAAAUCAAACGCAUGCUGGCCGAGAAGAAUGCCGAAGGAGCCAAGCUCGCGGCCACACCGCGUCUCACGCCUAUCAAGGGGGCUUCGGGUCCUGGCGGAGCCGAGAAGCGGACUCCCGUAAAGGCAGCUGGCGGUGGAGAUUCCCUGUCCACAGUUCCUCUAUCGGUUAUUCGGCAGGCCAAGGUGCUGGACAUUGAUUACCUGCAGCGCAAGGGCGAGACGAUCGGCGAUCUGGAGGACGUGGAUGAGUCAGAGCUGGAUGACGCAGAAUUGCCUGACGACCUACCUGAGGACAUGGAGGACGCCAUUGCGCGUAUGGUCGAGGAAGAGGAACAGUUUAGCGCGGCUGUGGCCGCCAGGGAGUUGCCCGGAGCUGAGGAGGUCCUGCGCACUACGCCUUCAAAAGCGAAGCAGGCUAGUAAGAGUGCGCCCGAGGCUGCUCCUGCGGCUCCGGUUCCUGCUCACCCACCAGCUCCAGCUCCCAGUGCAUCUGGCUUACAGGAGCCUAUGCGGAAGCGUCUACCAAUGCCCACAAUGCAUCCGCCGCUACUGAGACAUGCAUUCCCGCACUCCGGUGGUCAAGGUCCACCUCACUCUCUACUUCCACCCCAGUCGAUGCACGGAAUGCACCCAAUGUUGCAGCGCCACCUGUCCCAAGCCGUGCCGCCACCGCAGACCAUGCAGCUACUUCAGAACGCCCUCUCAGCUCCCCUGGGCCAGCCGAUCAGUCGAGGCAACUAUCCCCCUGCGCCGCCGUCUUCUCAACACUUGCCCCUAGUCAUGUCCAUGCCCUCGGCUGCUGCGGCGGCGGCCCACAUCAUGCAAUCUGUCGCCGCAUCAGCCGCGGCCCGUCCUCCAGAUGCUCCAGCUGGGAAUGCGUCCUCGGACUCGAAACCCCGCGGCAGGCGGAAAAAGGUGACUCCCCUCCGAGACCAGUUGCAAAAGCAACAGGCUGCUGCAGCAAUGACUGCGGCUACGUCUUCGGUGGCUCCAGGAACAGGAUCAGUUCCAGCACCAAAAUCCAAGGGGCAACCGCUCAACGCCAGCGCUCCAACUACUGAGGCUCCAGUGAUUCCGCGGAUGCCACCACACCUUCCCCCGCACCAUGGCCGGCCGCAUGGACACGGCCCACCUGCAGGCAUGUUUCCCACCACCACGGACUUGGCGAGGUUUUAUGGACAGCCGCCGAUUCCACCCACUGCUGGAUCCCGUUCCCCUUCGUCGUCGCCAGGCCCGCCGCGCCACCUACUGCGACCCCCGAUGCCACCUGGCCUGCCUCCCUCCCACUCCACUCUGCGUCCUACGUACGGACCUCCGCCGCCGCUUCGGGGCUCAGUGCCACCCACCUCCACGGCUAGUGUAGGCUCGCAGAAUCCACGAGCCCCGUUCCUUCAUGGUGCGGAGCAUCACGGUGGACCGCCAGGUCCCUCGAUGGCUGCAGCCUACGCCUCUGGACCGCCACCCGCCAGACAUGCAUCGCCUCAUCUAAAUCCUUACAGACCACCUCCCACCAUCUAUGGUAAUCCCAAUUUCCCACCCCGUGUAAAUGGACCACCAGGUGUAGGGAGUUUGCGACCCGGAUCCGUGGACUAUGCCGCCGGACCACGUGCAUAUCCUCCAUAUGGCUAUUACCCUCCACCCCCUCCACUGACAACCACAUCCGCUCAUGCAGCACCUAGCUCGGUAAUCGUGAGUGCUCCGCCCUCAUCCACGCCUACAAAUCAUUCGGUGUCUGCCUUGACGAGAGACAAGUCCCCAGCGGCAGGACCUCCAACGCAGCCGCCGGCACCCUCUCCCGAAGUAGCCGCUGCACCUACGAUCCCCGUGGAGGGCAGCAGUCUCAAGCCGACUUCGGUGAUAACGAGCAAAAAACUGACCACCCUGGAGGCAUACACCAUCCAGAAAUCUCCAAUGGCUGUAGUGGGUGCCACAAACUCACCAGCACCCAUUGCCGAGGAGGACUCCGGGUCACCGCGUGAGGCCGGAGCACUACCACCGGGCCCGGGCGCACCCGCUGUGGGAGAGUUCAGCGGGCUGGUGAGCUACUUCAGCUCCCAGCAGGACGACUAUGACACAUAACUAACAUCGCCGGGCGCAUAGAGAUCUGUAAAUAGUGUUGCCCAUGCAUGUAGGAUCGGGCGGAUUGAUUUCCUUAGCUAAACUAGUAAAGUUUUCCUAAUGUAAUCCCUAUUUUAGAAAUUCACACCAAAACUAUCCGAUCUACUCCAAAACUUUUAAAAAGUUUAUUUUCUAAUCGGAUAUUCAAGUUAGAAACCCUGACAACUUAUUUCAUUAAACCCGACAGAGCUUCAUUAUAAGCUUGUGUGGACUCCUUCGAGAAUAAAUCCUAAUAUUAUUCAAAAAUUACCUACCGUCUUGGAAUAAAUCGACCCGCCCCUUUUGAAAAAAAAGAUGAUUACACCGGAGUGUGUAUCUGCAUGGAAUGUAACUAUGGUAUGCUUUAGGCCACUUAUUGGAAAUUCAUUCCCAAACGCAAUCUACAAAGUGCAUAUAAGGUGUUGAAGCAUUAUUGAUUCUCAUUUUAAGAAAUAUAUAUAUUUUAAUUUCUAAUAAUCUUCAGAGCCAGUUAUAUAAACAAUUAUAUUAAUUUUAGGCGCCUUUACUUUAUUUGUCGACUAUCUUAAUUUAUAUGAUUUCUUUAGCUAAAGCGAAACAUCAACUACUUGUAGUAUUCUAAUUUUAGAUGUAAAUUGUACAAGUUCUAACGAAAUACAUACGCAUAAGUAAUCUAUGAUCUAUGAUACAUACCAUUAAAACUUAACACGAAUAACAAGAAAACUUGUGCAUAAUCUGAACUACAGGUAAAGAAAGAACAACCUACAUUCAAGGCAGCGUCUGACUUGCUUUAGCAUGUAUACUUAUGAUAAUUUAACUAAUUAAACAACUUAAGCAAUUAACAACCGAAUGCAGCGCAUUAUAUAACAAAUAAACCUACCUAAUCAUGCAAACAGUGCAAACGGUAUUCUGAUAAUGAGAGAAAACAAUAAAAUCAUUUAUCAUUAGUUGAAAAAAU